Molecule: messenger RNA, 1685 nt
Organism: Drosophila eugracilis
Lineage: Eukaryota; Metazoa; Arthropoda; Insecta; Diptera; Drosophilidae
Product: calmodulin
Exons: 4
Coding region: 442-1134 (230 amino acids)
Biological process (GO): locomotion; post-embryonic development
Cellular component (GO): myosin II complex; cytoplasm
Molecular function (GO): calcium ion binding; myosin heavy chain binding
Source: RefSeq, a predicted model, not a curated record
CCGAGUUCUCCGCCAAACGUAUGAGUAAUUAUUAAGGUGCAUCAGUCGCUAGAAAAACGCGUUCGAAUCGCUAGGCACUCGCGAGUGUCCUAGUCGGUGGUUGAAAGUGUUUAUGUUUGGAGUGGUUCGGAAAAAGCAUUAGAACGGCCGGAAGUCGGUGUUUUAAAGAUUUCGAGCAUCAGAGAAACUAUCACUGAUAGAUAUGAUUUUUUAUUAAUUCAAAAUUUUAAAAAAAAUAUGUAAAAUUUUCGUUUACAAAUUCUUAAGGACUAUAAAAAAUCAAAUUAAUUGGAGUGCUAUGAAUGUGUUAUUUUCUCUGAAUUAGUAAGUUAAAAAAAAGUUUCGAAAACGUUUAAAUGAUAUUAAUAGCAAUUUUUUAAACCGUUUCAAAGUUAAGUAGUGAACAAUCUAAAAAGUUGGUAGUGCACAAAUUCUUUCAAAAUGUCUAUGGAUCCAUCGGUUUCUUUAGAGGAUCUGGAGCGACGUCGUCGUCGCGCCAGUACCGCUCGCAAGCAGUCACAGACUCCCCAGCCACCUUCUCACCUAGCUGAUUCGGAGGCCAUGGCCGUGAUUAAUGAGAUCUUCAAUCCCACGCUGAAACUGCCAGAGUCCACUGGUCACUAUACGCUGCCCGAGGAGAUGAGUGCCGAUGAUAAUGUGGCGCCCCAUGAACUGGACAUUGCCAAACUGGCUGAGCUGAAGGAAGUCUUCUCACUUUUUGAUACGGAUUGCGAUGGCUUGAUCUCGAAGGAAGACCUACGAUUCACCUAUACGGCAUUGGGAAAUGAACCAAACGAGCAGCUGCUGGAACAGAUGAUGCAGGAGGCCAAGGAACCACUCGAUUACGAGGCAUUUGUAAGGCUGAUGAGUCGUCGCACCCAGGAACUGGAUCCCGAGGAUGUGCUACUUGAGGCCUGGAGCAAAUGGGAUGACCAUGGCACGGGCAAGAUUGAUGAACGCAAAAUCUAUGAAGAGCUGACCAACUAUGGCGAUAAAAUGACCCUCAACGAAGCCAAGGAAGCUCUUAGUCAUGCACCUAUGGCUAAGCCCAAGUCCUUGGAGGAACCACCCAUGAUUGAUUACCCGGCCUUUUGUCGGAUGCUCAGUGGAAUGCGCAAAAGAAAAGGAGAAUAACUUAUGUGGAUAUUAAAAAAUUGAUUGGAACUUCAACCUACAUAAUUUUCUUAAAAAUAAAUCAUUUUUUACCUUUCAGAUAAACUUUAAAUUAGGUAUAUCUCCAUAACACCUUUUUUUCAAGAUUCGAAGAUUUUUAUUUUCCUUAAAAUAAUAUCAAUACAGAAAGACUAUUAAAUAUAUAUAAUACUAUAUAUUACUUCGAAUCUGCCUGUCAAAAAGGCCUUAAAAAUCUUUUUACAAAUAUCAUUUCAUUGGAUUAUAAAUAUUCCUUUAAUAUAUCAGAAAUGUCAAAUUUAUAACCAAAUAUAUUCAGCCAAUUGGCUUGAUUUUAUCCAAAAUAUAGUCUAUUACUUUUCGUGCUUUAAUUAAUUUAAAUACAUACAAUAUCAGCUAUAUCUUUAUAUCCAUUUUACUUAAGUUCGUAAUCGUUAAUUUGUUGAGAAUUACUUGAAGUCCCAAAACAGCUGUGCCGAUGUGACAAUCGUAUUAGCCUUAACGCCAACUUUUGUUCGACUUUUUAUCAAAAUAAAUCGUGAAGAACCAGCGAA